AUGAAUCGUGUCUGUCGUUCGUUCUUAGACAAAUUUGUUAUUGUGUUCAUUGAUGACAUACUCGUGUACUCUCGGAAGAAGACUGAUCAUGAACAACAUUUACGUUCUAUUCUUCAACUUCUUCGAGAAGAAGAGUUGUACGCUAAGUUCUCUAAGUGCGAGUUCUGGCUUCGCCAAGUACAGUUCCUUGGCCACGUCGUAAAUGAUCAAGGCAUUCAUAUCGACCCGGCCAAGAUUGAAGCCAUUAAGAAGUGGGAGGCCCCGAAAGCUCCUACCGAAAUUCGUAGUUUUCUCGGAUUAGCUGGUUAUUACCGUCGUUUUAUUGAGAACUUUUCUAAGAUCGCACUACCCUUGACUCAAUUGACUCAGAAGACCAAAGACUUUAUUUGGGGUGAACAACAAGAACGAGCUUUCCAAACCCUAAAAGACAAACUGUGUGAAGCACCUGUUCUAGCUUUACUAGAAGGCACCGAAGACUUUGUCGUGUACUGUGACGCUUCACAUCAAGGUCUAGGCUGUGUACUGAUGUAA
Messenger RNA from Erigeron canadensis, 531 nucleotides. RefSeq lists its product as uncharacterized. Bases 1 to 531 code for a protein of 176 amino acids. The record is from RefSeq and is a predicted model, not a curated record. Lineage: Eukaryota; Viridiplantae; Streptophyta; Magnoliopsida; Asterales; Asteraceae. The transcript has a single exon.